Molecule: messenger RNA, 3953 nt
Organism: Patiria miniata (bat star)
Lineage: Eukaryota; Metazoa; Echinodermata; Asteroidea; Valvatida; Asterinidae
Product: very long-chain acyl-CoA synthetase-like
Exons: 11
Coding region: 455-2506 (683 amino acids)
Molecular function (GO): long-chain fatty acid transmembrane transporter activity; long-chain fatty acid-CoA ligase activity
Source: RefSeq, a predicted model, not a curated record
CAUAAGGAAGGAAGCGCCGAAUCAACCCGUUGUUCUGUUCUGUCUCUAUAGUUUUAUAUCUAUUCUUCUGCAUCACAAGUGCGCUCAUGCUCAUUGUGCUCAUAUAAGUAGUAAAAUACACAAUGUCCUUGUCAUGACUGUUUGCGAUUUGCUCGCAAAUGACAAAAAAACUCAAUCCAUUCAGAUUAUUCACAGCUAUAAGGAAUGCGUGUUACAUGUAACGGGGUUCCGUAUGGGGCGCAUACAAGCAGAGAAAUUAGCAUUUUCUCUAUGGGUAUACCAUACAAUAGUCAAGGAUUUCUGCAAGGGCACGGAGCUAUUGCUAUACCUCCAUGGUGUUAUCAAUAUGUGCUCAAUAGAGUGUAUGACUUAGGUCAUGCCAGUAACCUGAGCGUGGAACUGUGACCGAAUACACUAGACAUCGAUGUAGAGUGCAUGGUAGGCCCUAACUUGCAUGUUAGUGAAUGCCGUCAAGGCCAAAAGCGAGAUUGAGCUACGUUUAUUUGGAACAGCAGAGUCAACGUUGAUAUGCGACUGGCAGCAACAGGAAAUUUACUGUAAACGAUUUAGGUUGUCGCUCAUACUGCAAACCACACAAGUCAGCAUGGUACUUCUGUUGCUCAUAAUCGGCGCCGUGCUAGCCGGCCUACUGACACUGUUCAUAUACAUCAGACUGACCUACCCAGCUUUCUUCCACGACCUAUCCGAGUUUCUACUAAUUGCUCGCAAGGUGAUGGGACCAUCGGAGAAGCUGAUGCGCAAGGGGUUGUUUCAGGUGGAUGUAUUCGAGUCCUAUGCCAAGAGCCAGCCGGACAAGCCAUUCGUAUUGUACCAAGAUGAGAGGCACACUUACGCCGAUGUGGACCGCGCCGCUAACAAGGUGGCUAACUACCUCAGGAAAAGUAAGGCGGUGCAGUUUGGUGACAUUAUGGGCAUCUUCAUGCACAACGAACCGGCCUAUAUAUUCACGGUGAUUGCGCUUCUCAAGCUCGGAGUGACGGGAGCCAAUCUUAACAUCGGUCUGAGGGCAGACGCGCUCAUCAAUUGCAUCCGGGUCGGGAAAAUGAAGACGAUCAUCUGUGGCCGAGAUCCCGAUUUGGUGGAAGCCAUGCUGGCGAUCAUGGAGACGCUCAAGGCCCAAGGCAUCCAAGUGUUCAUAACCCAGAGCCCGGAAGCCGAGACCGUUCCAGAGGGAUUCCUUCCGGUUGACCUGACCUCGCCCCUCGCCUCGACCGAAGCAGUACCGCGUGACGUGCGUAAGGGCAGCUCGUAUUCAGACGCUGCUUUCUUUUUCUACACUUCAGGAACGACUGGAAUGCCUAAGGCGGCCCGAAUGCAGCAGAGGCGUUUCAUGAUUGGAGGGAGUUUAUUAAAGAUGUUCGGCCUGAGUUCAUCUGAUGUAGUGUACAUCUCGCUGCCGCUGUUUCAUAGUGCGGGCAUGGUCCUAGGUGUCGGCAAUGUCAUAUCGGCAGGUUGUACCAUGGCCCUGCGGACCAAGUUUUCCGCCAGCCAUUUCUGGCACGACGUGAGGCGAUACAAUGUGACUGUGGUCCAGUACAUCGGGGAGAUAUGCCGGUAUCUUCUGGCCCAGCCUAAGACCGACUCUGAGCUGGAACGCGGCCAUUCCGUUUGGCUGGCCUUCGGUAACGGUCUCUCCCUGGAUAUCUGGACGGAAUUCAAGGACCGAUUCAACAUCUCUCGGAUUGGAGAGUUCUUUGCAGCGAGUGAGGGGAACCGAGGAUUCAUGAACACGGACGGCACGGUGGGAGCCGUGGGCGCACACUCACCCAUAACCAAGUGGCUGGCGGAUGAUGUGGAGAUCAUCGAAUGCGAUUGGGAUACUGCUCAGCCAAUCAGAGGACCAGAUGGCAAAUGCAUCCUUCUGCCAAAAGGUAAAACGGGCCUGAUGGUCUCCAAGAUCACAAAAUCGAAUGUCUUUGAGGGGUACGUGGGAGGCACGGAAGCCGAUGAGAAGAAGAUUAUUCAUAAUGUCAAGGUGACCGGGGACAAGUACUUCAACUCGGGAGAUCUGAUGAUGAUUGACAGCAGGAACUAUGUCUUCUUCAAGGACAGACUUGGAGAUACAUUCAGAUGGAAGGGAGAGAACGUGGCUUCGUCCGAAGUCGCCGCCGUUUUGACCGAUCUGCCGACCAUCGCCGAGGCCAUUGUUUAUGGCGUCAAGAUACCAGGUUACGACGGAAGGACAGGCAUGGCGGCCAUCGUGCUCCUAGAUGGCGCCCAGGCACCAGACUGGAAGGAGGUAUACGCUCACGUGACGAAUCACCUGCCUCCUUACGCACGCCCCAAGUUCUUCCGGGUGAAAGGUCAAAUGCAGACCACCAUGACCUACAAGUAUCGCAAGCUGGAUCUUGUCAGGGAGGCGUUCGACCCAAAAGCCUGCGCAACGGACAGGCUGUUUUUCAUGGACGAUUCGCUGCAAACUUACGUCCCACUUGGAAAGGAAUUGUGUGACCAAAUUGUGAAUAAAGAAAUUCGUAUAAACUAAGACAGUGUGUUAUCUUGAGAGACCAAGGAAACUUAACUAUACUUAACAGUGUGAAACUCUUUAGUUGGUAAUAAUAUUACUCUAUGUGAAAAUUCGCUCUGAUUUCUCCCCCCCCCCCAAAAAAAAAAAAAAAACACCCCCUAAAUUUUGCUGUCGGGCGGCGAUUGAAGACCUUUAUUUUUGAUCAUGUGGCUGGUAAGCCGUAUAGAGCUCGGACGUUUGUAUGAAACUAUAUACAUGUAUUUCCAGAAAACCUUACAAUUCGUCAUAAAUGUAAAUGAAACUACGAGUCAAUCAUAGUUUGUACAGAAUAAAAGCCUGUGUUUAAACAUGGGGGUCAAAAAACGCUUUUUGUAGGUUAUAUUUUGUAGCAGUGACGUGUGAAGCGUCUCCAGAGAAUUUAAUAGCUAAUAUAGCUUUAGUAAAUCGUUCAAUACGAAUUUCUCCUCUCAUUGAAAUGGCGCUUUAAUGUGGUAAGAUUUAUUUAUUUUUGUACUUUUCAAUGCUUUAACUGCAGAAAUAAAAAAGAAAUCGAUGAACAGCAUUACGAUGUCUAAAGGUCGACUUUUUGGUUUAUAAGCUUUGUGUUUUUUUACCCAUAACUUUUUGGUAUUUAAGUUUCGUGACACAGAGUCGCAGUCAAGGUUUUCAUUCAACAAAGUUUCCUAAAAAAAAAAACUACUGUAAAGUGCCGCAUCAUUUGGCCUGAGCUAUUGCACACUACGUUACAACACAAGCCUAAGGUUUCAUCCACUCCUGAAAGUGAAAUUCACGCAAUUUGUAAGGACUUUGAGUUAUUAAGAUGUUCUAAUUCUGGAGGAAACGGCAGUGUUCAAAGUUGAUCUUUGUUUCACGGUAAUAACAACAAUUUUACUUGUAAAUAAUCCAGUUAUUAGCAAACCAUUUUUAAACCAUUAUAUUUUUGUAGCUGUACGUUUUAUAGUCCACUUUUCACUUUUCAACUUGUUUAAUGUUUGUGAGAUAGUAAGGUAAAUUGAAAAGUAGAGUUUACUUAAAAUACGUGGGAAGAUUUUGUCGUUUGUUGCCCGUUAUUUUUUUUUACUGGUACUGCCAGGAAAAUAAUUUAAAACAUGAAUCUAUUAGGCUAUUUGGGCUGAAACUCGAAAAAAGCAGACAAACUUCGAUUGAUAGGCCUAGUGUAUUGUAUAUUUUAAACAUUCCAGGCUUAUUUGUUCUCAUUGAAGAUAUCAAUGUACAUCUCGUAGCCAUUCGAUGCCUUUUUCCAUAUCACCACGUGCCUGAAAUGUAAAGAAACGAAAUGUAUUUUAUUCUCACUACAGACAUGAGUUACUGAUUAUAAAGCAGGUAUGUUUAAAUGUGUACAUAAUAAUUGUUAUGUUCUACAAUCCCACUUCUGACACUAUAUAAUGUUUUGCUUUAGCAGCUUAAAUAAAUCACUGCCCAGAGGAGGAUAUAAUGAGAACUC